Molecule: messenger RNA, 1003 nt
Organism: Nicotiana tabacum (common tobacco)
Lineage: Eukaryota; Viridiplantae; Streptophyta; Magnoliopsida; Solanales; Solanaceae
Source: RefSeq, a predicted model, not a curated record
GUUUACAGUAUAUGUUCUGGUUCCAAUGUGGCCAGAAGGAAUUCCUGAGAGUGCAUCUGUACAAGCAAUAUUAGAUUGGCAAAAGAGGACAAUGGAAAUGAUGUAUAAACAUAUAUUCCAGGCUAUCAGAGACAAAGGUAUUGACGAUCACCCCAGGAAUUAUUUGACUUUUUUCUGCAUUGGUAAUCGGGAGUUGAAGAAGACCGGAGAAUAUGAACCUUCAGAGAAGCCAGAACCUGAUUCUGAUUAUGAGCGAGCUCAGGAAGCUCGUCGCUUCAUGAUCUAUGUCCAUUCCAAGAUGAUGAUUGUUGAUGAUGAGUACAUCAUAGUUGGAUCAGCCAACAUAAACCAGAGGUCAAUGGACGGCGCAAGAGAUUCUGAGAUAGCAAUAGGAGCAUACCAGCCUCAUCAUUUAACGACAAGACAACCAGCACGGGGUCAAGUUCAUGGUUUCAGAAUGGCAUUGUGGUACGAGCAUAUGGGUAUGCUUGACGACACCUUCCAACAUCCAGAAAGUGAGGAAUGUGUGAGGAAGGUGAAUCAAAUCGCUGAUAAAUACUGGGAUCUGUAUACAAGUGAGAGCCUAGAAAAUGAUCUGCCUGGUCACUUGCUCCGAUACCCCGUUGGACUUACGAACAAUGGGGAUAUCACGGAUUUGCCUGGAAAUGGAAAUGAGUUCUUCCCUGACACUAAGGCCAGGGUUGUUGGUACUAAAUCUGACUACCUUCCUCCUAUCCUCACUACAUAAGUUGAAAAACAUGUUGGCUAUAUCCCAAGGAAACUGCAGUUUGUAGUGGAAUAACAGAUGGUUCUUUGUCUUUUAGAUUUCUAAUCGAGGGAUGGGCAUCUGAGAUUUGAUGAGGCUCCUUGUUUUAAUUGUUGUUUUUGUAGAUGUUUUUCAGAUUUGUGUACGUGUUCUGAAAGGAUACUAGUAUUAGAUUUGCUUUCUUUGGAAAUUUAACACUUCGUUAUUUUCUUGUUGAACUCGUUGUCUCGUUAAGUA